This is a messenger RNA of Quercus robur (English oak), 657 nucleotides long. RefSeq lists its product as uncharacterized. NCBI's taxonomy places the organism in Eukaryota, Viridiplantae, Streptophyta, Magnoliopsida, Fagales, Fagaceae. The coding region runs from base 1 to 657 and encodes 218 amino acids. The transcript has a single exon. The record is from RefSeq and is a predicted model, not a curated record.
AUGAGUUCCUUCGAAGAGUUGAGCAAGUUAUUUGUCAAUAAUUUCAUUGGAGGACAAAGGCACAAACACUCCUUGUCCAGCCUGCUAACCAUAGAACAAGGAGAGAAUGAAAGCUUGCGGUCCUUCAUUACUCGUUUUAAUAGGGAAGCCCUGAGAGUAGACGAGAUGCACGACAAGUUAUUAUUGGCGGCCUUCCACAAUGAAGUUAAUUAUGACCUAUUCAUCCAUAAGCUUUAUGAGCAAGAGCCUCAAACCAUGGCUGAACUCAUUCAUUCAGCCCAAAACUUUAUGAAUGCGGAAGAUGCAAUUAUAGCCAAGAAGAGGAAGAGAGCUGAGAAGAUGGAGGCAGAUCCUUUGCACCACUCUGACCAAGGUCCUUGUCCAAAGAAGGGGUGUAUGGGAGAGAAAAAAUACCAAGACAAUAAGAAGCCAGGCUCUUCAGUACGGAAUCAACAAUACACCCCCUUGAACAUGCCACUCGAGCAAGUUCUUAUGCAAAUUAAGGACAAUCCUUCCUUGAAGUGGUCGGAGAAAAUGAAGGGAGAUCCUAAUAAGCGCAAUAGGAAUAAGUAUUGUCGCUUCCACGGAGACCUUGGGCACAACACGGAUGAGUGUUUUGAUUUAAAACAGCAGAUUGAAAAUCUUAUUAGACAAUGA